This is a messenger RNA of Prinia subflava (tawny-flanked prinia), 466 nucleotides long. Its product is annotated as waprin-Enh1-like. The transcript has 3 exons. Gene Ontology annotation, molecular function: peptidase inhibitor activity. Lineage: Eukaryota; Metazoa; Chordata; Aves; Passeriformes; Cisticolidae. The record is from RefSeq and is a predicted model, not a curated record. The coding region runs from base 44 to 325 and encodes 93 amino acids. Gene Ontology annotation, cellular component: extracellular region.
CGUGCCAGCCCUGCUCCCCACCCCAUCCUCCCCAAGGGUUUAAAUGUUGGUGUCCCCCUGCUCUCACGCUGGCACCUCUCAGGGACACGGCAGCAUGAAGGCGGUGGCCGCACUCCUCCUGGUGGGGAUGCUCAUCCUCUGGGCAGAGCUGCCAACAGGCAGCGCCUGGUCCUGUCCCCCCGUCCGCUUCACCUGCGCUCUGCACAACCCGCGGAACCAGUGCCUGGUGGACCGGCACUGCCCCCGCGGCAAGAAGUGCUGCCGCUCCUUCUGCGGGAAGAAAUGCCUCUCCAGACCUCCUGCCAUCCCCGUCACUUACGUGUGAGCUCCAGUUCCCAGGACAGACUGAGGGCCAUCUCAGCAUUCCCAUCCCACCUCAGCUCCAGGAUCACUCCGUGCCAGCUGCUGCUCCCCUUCUCUCUCUGCCCCCCACCGCUCCUUCAGCAAAUAAAAGAGGCUUUUCCCA